AUGUCUAAAUCAUUUUCAGCAGCCGACGUUGCGUCGCAUAACAAGCCAGAUAAUCUUUACAUCAUCGUAGAUGAGGAUGUUUACGAUCUGACUACCUUUCAGGAUGAGCAUCCAGGUGGAAAGAAGAUCCUCACUCGGGUCGCCGGAAAGGACGCCAGCAAGCAAUUCUGGAAAUACCACAACGACGGCAUCCUCAAGAAAUACAAGGCGAAGCUCCAAGUUGGAUCGCUGGACACAAAGAAAUCUGCAGCACCACCAACGCCACCUGCGACUCCUCCACCAGCAGAGAAGAAAGAGGCUGUAAAGCCACAGGCGGAGAGUGGUACCGUUGUGCCAAUGCCUUCGAAAUCAGCAAAGGAGGUGGUUGAUCACACACAGGAGGAGGCUCUAGAUCCAUACGGAGAUUUGAUUCCAUUCGCGGAUCCAAGUUGGUAUCAAGGUUUUCACUCACCAUACUUCAACGAAAGCCAUGCCGCCCUCCGAGAAGAAGUUCGCGAUUGGGUAUCAGAGAAGAUCGAACCUUUCGUAGGCGAAUGGGAAGAAGCACGAAAAGUCCCAGACGAAAUCUACAAGGAAAUGGGCACACGCGGAUACCUCGCUGGAUUAAUGGGCAUGCACUACCCAACCGAAUAUACAGACAACAGAAUCAAGAGCGUGGCACCAGAGAAAUGGGAUCUAUUCCACGAAAUGCUGGUUACCGAUGAAUUAUCUCGUGCUGGAAGUGGUGGGUUCGUAUGGAACGUCAUUGGAGGGUUCGGUAUCGGAUGUCCUCCACUGGUCAAGUUCGGAAAGAAGGAAGUCGUCAAGAGAGUUCUACCAGAGAUCUUGAAUGGUGAUAAACGAAUUUGUCUAGCAAUCACCGAACCAGAUGCUGGUUCCGAUGUUGCAAACUUAUCCUGCGAGGCCAAAUUGACUCCAGAUGGAAAACACUACAUCGUCAACGGUGAGAAGAAAUGGAUCACAAACGGUGUCUGGUGCGACUACUUCUCUACCGCCGUCCGAACCGGAACUCCAGAAAGCGGUGCAGCAGGUGUAAGUAUGCUCCUGAUCGAACGCAGCAUGGGCGGUGUUUCCACCCGCAAAAUGGACUGUCAAGGUGUCUGGUCAAGUGGAACAACCUACAUCACAUUCGAAGACGUAAAAGUGCCGGUCGAAAACUUGAUCGGGAAAGAGAACCAAGGAUUCAAAGUCAUCAUGACAAACUUCAACCACGAACGCAUCGGCAUCAUCAUCCAAUGCCUCCGCUUCUCCCGCGUCUGCUACGAAGAAUCCAUCAAAUACGCGCACAAACGCCGCACCUUCGGCAAGAAACUCAUCGAACACCCCGUCAUCCGCCUCAAACUCGCACACAUGGCGCGUCAAAUCGAAGCCUCAUACGCGUGGCUCGAGUCCCUCAUCCACCAGAUCUCCCACAUGCCGGAGCAGCUCGCGAUGUUGCGACUCGGUGGCCCGAUCGCCGGUCUCAAGGCGCAGGCCACCGUGACGUUUGAGUUUUGCGCGAGGGAGGCGAGUCAGAUUUUUGGGGGACUGAGUUAUUCGAGGGGUGGACAGGGGGGGAAGGUUGAGCGCUUGUAUAGGGAUGUUAGGGCUUAUGCUAUUCCCGGGGGGAGCGAGGAGAUUAUGUUGGAUUUGAGUAUAAGGCAGAGUUUGAGGGUGGGGAAGGUUAUGGGUAUGAAGUUGUAG
This is a messenger RNA of Glarea lozoyensis ATCC 20868, 1683 nucleotides long. RefSeq names its product Acyl-CoA dehydrogenase NM. The coding region runs from base 1 to 1683 and encodes 560 amino acids. The record is from RefSeq and is a predicted model, not a curated record. The transcript has 4 exons. Lineage: Eukaryota; Fungi; Ascomycota; Leotiomycetes; Helotiales; Helotiaceae. Gene Ontology annotation, molecular function: flavin adenine dinucleotide binding; oxidoreductase activity, acting on the CH-CH group of donors.